This is a messenger RNA of Coffea arabica (coffee), 612 nucleotides long. The record is from RefSeq and is a predicted model, not a curated record. Lineage: Eukaryota; Viridiplantae; Streptophyta; Magnoliopsida; Gentianales; Rubiaceae.
AUUUAGGACGCUUUCAUGGAUUGUGAAGUGCAUGCUGCCCUUUUUGUUCAUAGAGUUGUCGGAUUGCCCAAGGGGUUGUAUUUUUUGGUGAGAAAUGAAGAGCAUUUGGAUGAUUUAAGGAAAUCUACAAGGUCUGAAUUUAAGUGGACCAAACCAGAUGGUUGUCCGGAUGAGCUUCCUUUGUAUGAACUCGCAAAGGGUGACUGUCGGGAGCUAUCAAAACGCCUAUCCUGUCAUCAGGACAUUGCCAGUGAUGGUUGCUUCAGUCUGGGUAUGGUGGCUCAUUUGGAGCCUACCUUGCAUGAAAAAGGUUCAUGGAUGUAUCCUCGGUUAUUUUGGGAGACGGGGGUCCUUGGCCAGGUCUUGUACCUUGAAGCCCAUGCAGUUGGGAUCUCUGCUACUGGAAUUGGUUGCUUUUUUGAUGACCCUGUACAUGAAGUUCUUGGGUACGAGGAUCGAAGUAUCAAAGCCUUUAUCAUUUUACAGUUGGAGGCCCAGUUAUUGACAAGCGAAGCAGAUUGCAAUGAAACAAAUAAUGAGAAAGAUACUUCCUUGUACUUUGAUACUUUAGAAGGGUUCGAAAGUCCACCUGAUGCUUGGAGCUCGCAUUGA